Nymphaea colorata (pocket water lily) is the source of this 1866-nucleotide messenger RNA. RefSeq names its product zinc finger BED domain-containing protein RICESLEEPER 2-like. NCBI's taxonomy places the organism in Eukaryota, Viridiplantae, Streptophyta, Magnoliopsida, Nymphaeales, Nymphaeaceae. The record is from RefSeq and is a predicted model, not a curated record. The coding region runs from base 1 to 1866 and encodes 621 amino acids. Gene Ontology annotation, molecular function: DNA binding; protein dimerization activity. The transcript is spliced from 4 exons.
AUGAACGACGUAUUUGUUGUAACUGCACUGAUUGAUAUGUAUAGCAAAUGUGGAUGCUUGGACAAUGCAUACCAAGUGUCUGAGAAGAUGCCGCAGAGGGAUGUGGUUGCUUGGAACUCCAUGGCUGGUGAUGUUCUACCACUCGCUGGCGCUGAUGAUGAAAUUAUGGAUUCUACAACAUCAGGUGCCAAUGCUUCUAGUUCCGUCUCUGCUAACAAUAUAGAAGUUGACAUAUCUACGAAAACCAAGUCACUAAGAUCAGCGAAAUUUGUUAAAGGAUUACAACCACAGUUUAAGUUAUUGUCACGUAACACUAUUAGAUCAGAUUGCAUACAUAUUUAUGAAGAUGAAAUGACAAAAUUACGUACUAUUUUGGAGAAGACUAAUGGGAGGAUUAGUCUUACAUCUGACAUGUGGACUUCGUCUUGUCAAAAACGUGGUUAUUUAUGUUUGACUGCACAUUAUAUUGAUAAUAGUUGGGAAAUAAAAAAGAAAGUUCUCAACUUUGUUAUGGUUGAAACACCUCAUACAGGAGAAAGACUUGCAUCAGUCAUCAAAGAUUGUUUACUAAAAUGGAAUAUUGAUCGCAAGUUAUUUUCAAUUACAUUAGAUAAUUGUUCAACAAAUGAUAUCAUGGUUACAAAAUUGAUAGAGUGGCUUCUUGAAAAGGAUGCACUUGUCUGUAAUGGAAAAUUUUUUCAAGUUAGAUGUGCUGCUCAUAUUCUUAAUUUGGUUGUGCAAGAUGGUGUCAAAGAAAUAAGUGAUGUGAUUGACAAGAUCAGAGAAAGCAUAAAAUAUAUUAAGGCAUCUCCAGCUCGCUGUGAAAUUUUUGAUCGAGCAGUGCGUCAUGUCAAAGUUACUUGUGAAAAAAAGUUGUGCCUUGAUGUUCCAACUAGAUGGAACUCAACAUUUCUUAUGCUUGAUGUAGCUUUACAAUAUAAAGAAGCUUUUGGUCGUUUUGAAGAACUUGAUCGUCACUAUCAUUUCAGACCGACAAAGGAUGAGUGGAAGAAGGCUACUAUUAUUCAUAACAGUUUGAAGGUAUUUUAUGAUGCUACUAAUGUCAUUUCUGCAGUCAAGUGUCCAACUUCCAAUAUCUUCUUUAAAGAGUUUUGUGAGAUAAAGUUGGAAAUUGAAAAAAUGUGUUCAAGUUCAGAUAUUUGCCUUUCAAAUAUGGCAAUGAGGAUGAAAACAAAGUUUGACAAGUAUUGGGAUAUAUGCAAUUUAAUUUUAGCAGUUGCAGUGGUAUUUGAUCCUCAUUAUAAGAUGAAAAUAAUUGAGUUUUAUUAUAGGCAAUUUUAUAAAGAUGAAGCAUAUGAACUUGUUUCUGCAAUUAAGAAUUAUCUUUGUGAUCUUUAUGAUGAAUAUAAAGCUACUUAUGCAUUGAAGACACUUUCUGCUGGUACUGGUUACAUUGUUGAUGUUGAGAAGGAUAAUGAAGCAUCUACUUUGACUUCUUUGAUUGAGGUUUCUUCUAAUAAGAAGCCUAGAACAAGUGCAUUAGAUGACUUUCUUGAAGAAUCAUCACAAAGCCAACAUAGAAAAUCAGAUUUGGAGUUGUAUUUGGAAGAGCCCAUUUACCCAAAAAACAAUCCAAUUGACAUUUUGACUUGGUGGAAAGUCAAUGCACCUAAAUACCCUGUGUUAUCUAGAAUGGUAUGUGAUAUUUUGGCUCUUCCUAUAUCAACUGUUGCAUCAGAGUCAACAUUUAGUACAGGUGGACGUAUUCUUGAUUUAUACAGAAGUAGAUUAGGUUGCAAGACCGUGGAGGCUUUGAUUUGUGCACAAGAUGAUUCCGAUUUGCCUACACCUUUACCUGAAGAGGAAGCACCAUUUGCAUCUGCAUACAUUGAAACUGAAUCGUAA